UCAAUUGCCGCAUAGAGUACUAAUGAAUCGAUUGCGAUGGCAGUUCGAAACAUUUCCAUACUCAUCAACUGAAUCAAUUUGCAUAUUUAAAACGGCACUGACAUUUAUAGACUCAAUCUUCGAAAUCUGGGGACCAUUACUAACGAACCGAUAUUUGUUGUGCAAUUCUCACGGAUCAACUGAAAUCAGCGAUGUGACGUAUUUUGUGGAAUAGAGCAAUUACUCAAGUCAUACUGCUUUGUUUUUUUCAUCUACCUUUUACCUUGAACAAUGAAGUUAUUAACUGUCUUCAUUCUAUACUUUGCUGUCUUUGUGACCAGUGGCCGUCAAGUCACUCGAUUGAGGCGAGCCGAAAACGAAGAACCAUGGGAAGUAUUUCACAACGCUGUUCAACAUGGUGAUGUGCAAAUAAUCGAAGAACUAAUAAGAAAUGGAAAGGAUGUGAAUAUCAGAAAUCGUUAUGGCUCCUCACCUUUAGUUAAAGCUGCUGAAUACGGUCAAUUUAAUGUAGUAGAACUGUUGAUAAGGAGUGGUGCUGACAUUAAUUGGAAAAAUAACGACGGCAAUAGUCCGCUGUUAGCAGCUUCUAUUGAAUGCCACGAGCGAAUUGUGGAAUUAUUGCUUAGAAAUGGGGCCAAUGUCAACAUUCAAGAUAACGAAGGAACGACGCCAUUGAUUAUGGCUUCGUUCAAGGGUCGAUAUGAUAUAGUUGAACUGUUGAUAAGAACUGGCGCUGAUAUUAAUUUAAAAGAUAACGACGGAGAAAGUGCAAUUUACACUGCCGCAUUUUAUGGUCAUGACCGUGUCGUUCAAAUAUUGAUUCAUAAAGGUGCAGAUGUAAACAUUACAGACAAGGACCGAUUUACACCAAUACAUGUAGCUGCACAGGAAGGUCAUAAGCGAACUGUGGAACUGUUACUUAAAAAUCGGGCUAAUGUCAACAGUCAAAAUAACGAAGGAAAGACGCCUUUGAUUUUUGCUUCGCAAUAUGGUCGAGAUAAUGUAAUUGAACUGUUGUUAAGGAAUGGUGGUGACAUGAAUUUGAAAGAUAACUACGGCCAAAAUGCAAUUUAUGCAGCCUCUCUUAAUGGUCAUCAGCGUGUCGUUGAAAUAUUAAUUGCAAAAGGUGCCAAUGUAAAUGUCACAGAAAACGACGGCUUUACACCAAUACAUGCAGCCGCUAAAAAAGGUCAUGAGGGAAUUGUGGAUUUGUUGCUUAAAAAUGGGGCUAAUGUCAACAGUCAAAGUAACGAUGGAUCAUCGCCAUUGUACAUGGCCGCAUUUAAUGGUCACGAUCGUGUCGUUAAAAUAUUAUUUGCAAAAGGCGCAAAUGUAAACAUUAUAGACAAGGACGGAUUUACACCAAUACAUGUAGCCGCUAAAAAUGGUCAUGAGGGAGUUAUGAAACUGUUGCUUAAAAAUGGGGCCAAUGUCAACAGUCAAACUAACAAAGGAACAACGCCUUUGAUUUACGCUUCAUACAGAGGAAGUCCAUCUAAUGUAGUCGAAUUGUUGAUAAGAUAUGGUGCUGAUAUUAAUUUAAAAGAUAACCACGGACAAAGUGCAAUUUACAUUGCUGCAUUUUAUGGUCAUGAGCGUGUCGUUGAAAUAUUAAUCGAAAGAGGUGCAGAUGUAAGCAUUAGAAAAAAGGACGGAUUUACACCAAUAAUUAUCGCUGCUCAGGAAGGCCAUGAGAGAGUUGUGGAUUUGUUGCUUAAAAAUGGGGUUAAUGCCAACAGUCAAAAUAACGAAGGAGCGACGCCUUUGAUUUUGGCUUCGUUCAAAGGCCGAGAUGAUGUAGUUGAACUGUUAAUAAGGAGUGGUGCAAAUAUUAGUUUGAAAAAUAACUACGGAGAAAGUGCAAUUUAUUUGGCCGCAUUUAAGGGCCAUGAGCGUGUCGUUAAAAUAUUAAUCGAAAGAGGUGCAGAUGUAAACAUUAGAACAAAGGACGGAUUUACACCAAUACAUGCAGCUGCUCAGGAAGGUCAUAAGCGAAUUGUGGAAUUGUUACUUAGAAAUGGGACUAAUGUUAACAGUCAAAGUAACAAAAAAACGACACCUUUGAUUGUGGCUUCGCAAUUAAGCCGAGAUGAUGUGGUUGAACUGUUGAUAAAGAAUGGUGCUGACAUUAGUUUGAAAAAUAACUACGGCGAAAGUCCAAUUUACAUGGCCGCAUUUAAGGGUCAUGAACGUGUUGUUGAAAUAUUAGUCGAAAAAGGUGCAGAUGUGAAUAUUAUAAACAUGGGCGGAUUUACACCAUUACAUGCAGCCGCACAGGAAGGUUUUAACCUAAUUGUGGAACUGUUACUUAAAAAUGGGGCUAAUGUUAACAGUCAAAAUAACCAAGGAGCGACGCCUUUCACGUUGGCAUCACAAAAUGGUCAUGAUCAUGUAGUUGAACUAUUGAGAAGAAAUGGUGCUGACAUUAAUUUGGGAAAUAACAACGGCUAAAGAUCAAUUUUGACCACCCUUUAUGGUCGUAACCAGUUCAUUCAAAUUUAAAUACUUUAAAUGUUUUGUUUUUCGCACUGUAUGUGUGAAAUAAAGCCCAUUUCUAAUUCAAAUGUAUGUGAGAAUAUUGUUUGAAUUCUACAAUACUUUUAUCGAUUUUGUUUGUCAUUCACUUUACAUUUCCUAUAUUUGUUUAUGUAUCUUUUCCUAUUCUAUUUU
Contarinia nasturtii (swede midge) is the source of this 2670-nucleotide messenger RNA. Its product is annotated as ankyrin-3-like. Bases 271 to 2451 code for a protein of 726 amino acids. The record is from RefSeq and is a predicted model, not a curated record. NCBI's taxonomy places the organism in Eukaryota, Metazoa, Arthropoda, Insecta, Diptera, Cecidomyiidae. Gene Ontology annotation, molecular function: transcription cis-regulatory region binding; protein binding. Gene Ontology annotation, cellular component: nucleus. Gene Ontology annotation, biological process: positive regulation of transcription by RNA polymerase II. The transcript is spliced from 26 exons.